This is a messenger RNA of Haliotis rufescens (red abalone), 684 nucleotides long. RefSeq lists its product as uncharacterized. The record is from RefSeq and is a predicted model, not a curated record. The transcript has 3 exons. Bases 1 to 684 code for a protein of 227 amino acids. NCBI's taxonomy places the organism in Eukaryota, Metazoa, Mollusca, Gastropoda, Lepetellida, Haliotidae.
AUGCGUAUCAUAGGGGAGUUUGACGGCCAGGAAAUUGGUGUCUAUGUAUGUUCUGAAGCAGAUGUUCCAAACGCAACCUGCACUUACGAAUCCAAGCUGAUAGGAGGAACCCGCUCUUGUACCUGCCACAGCGACUACCUGGAUGUGCCUCGAGACGUCCUCAGUGUCAACAACACCUGCAUGAAGAACGGCAUUUGGUCGAGACCCUCGAUUCACUGCUCUGGCGACUACGUGAAAGUCUACAGUCCAGUUCUCAGAACCUACACCUUCCAACAGAUACCAGCGAGUAGUUUUAGGAAGGUAACCGGUGGUUCUUCUACCUUGGUCUUUCUAGUAAAGACCUGCCAUGACGCCAACAUUGCCCUACACACUCAUCCUAACAAAACCAACACUGAUGCCUAUGAGAUCGUUGUCGGAGGAUACGCAAACUCUAAAUCCUUUAUUCGUCGUUGUAGGGGGUGUGCACAAAUGGCGCCUUGUUACGAAUCAUUUAUACUUUCCUGCAAUGAGUAUAGACCAUUUUGGCUCAGUUGGAAGAAAGACGUCAUCUCUAUAGGCAAGGGGCAGACUGUUGGACACCAGACGUUUAUGGAAUUGGUACCAAGUAGUCCCAUUGUGAUUAAUCACGUUAGUGUCAGCGCCUACAUUGGGAACCAUGCUUUGUGGCUAUUCCGAGAGCAGUAG